Gasterosteus aculeatus aculeatus (three-spined stickleback) is the source of this 2582-nucleotide messenger RNA. It is a transcript of the gene cgref1, whose product is annotated as cell growth regulator with EF-hand domain 1. Gene Ontology annotation, molecular function: calcium ion binding. The record is from RefSeq and is a predicted model, not a curated record. NCBI's taxonomy places the organism in Eukaryota, Metazoa, Chordata, Actinopteri, Perciformes, Gasterosteidae.
AUGUCGGUAUUUUCAGGGCCUCCACUUUGCGCGCUCGCUCCGCCCGCGUCACCGGGUCCGUGGGCGAGAGGACGUGGCGCGGCGGAAAACCCGGAGAGAGGAGCGCGCACACAGAGCGACGCGGCCCGCGCAAGCUCGCUGACACGACAGCGGCUGCGUGCUUCCACGUGGACCCCGUCAUUGACCCUAAACACUCCGGUCUCCGUGGCAGGGCCCGGGUGCGCGCAUGCCGCCGCCGUUGCGCAGUGCAGACCGCGGUGGUUACAUCGCGAGCGGUGGGCGGUGCGUGCGAUCCAGAGGUGUUCUCCAGAUGUGAACCUCGGAGCGCGGACCUGCCCGAGCGAAAAGCGUUUUUCUGUCCACGCAUCUUCUGCGCAGACAGGUGUGUUCAUGGAGUCUCAUCUGGGCAGCUUGGUCCCGUGUGUCCUGUCCCUGUCCCUGUUAAUACACGUGUGUCCCGCUGCACCAGGUGUCCCUGGGACACAAAGGGAGGAAUCGGUUAAUGGCCUUGACCCUCCAGUGGAACUAGCCAAUCCAUUUGGCUCCGGAGACCGCAGAUUGCUGCAAAGUUACAUUCAAUCGAGUCUGAGUGAUGGACAAGGAGGACCAGAAAUCAACACCUGGGAGCAAGAGGUGUUCUUCCUGUUUGGUCUGUAUGACUACGAUCGCAGUGGGCUGCUGGACGGCUUGGAGAUGAUGAAGCUACUCUCAGACUAUAACUCCCAUCAUCCACCUGGAACCGCCACCAACAAGCUGGUGGUGUCCAUGGUAGAUUUUUUACUACAGAGUCAAGAUGUCAACCAGGACGGCCUGUUGGCGCCGUCCGAGCUGCUGUCUCCCGCAAUAACGCACACACAGGACUCCAGCAUCAAUAACGCACCUCAGGGGGACGUGGCAGCAGAGGGGAAGCUGUCUCACCCGGGCCCCGGCGAGGAACAGGCAGGGGAAGCUGCACCCAGAGAGGAGGCGCAUGAGAAGUUGCAGCAUCAAGGUGAAGAGCAGUUAGAGGUUCAGGCGGAAGAAGAUCACGUAGUGGAUGAACCUCCUGGACAACAAAUGCCAGGACCACCGGCAGCGGAACACGGACAGGGCCACAAAGUCCCGGUUCAUCAGGGGCAACCAGAAAUGUGAACGCACACAUCGUGCUCCACAUCAUCAUUUUCUCCAGAGUCAGCCGAAGACUGUUGAUUCAAAAUUCAAAUUACCACUAAGGGGAACUCUUAAUCCCCCACAAAUCUGUCUCUAGACUCGAUUUUUGAAUUGAAUUGAAUUUGACUGUUUAACACUAAGGUGGUUGUUUAAUGAAAAGCUACAUGUGUUAAAAGUAUUGUCUCUUUUCAAACCAAGUUUCUACACCCAGUAACUAAUCGUUACAAGUGCAAAUAUUUCUAUACCUGUAAAAGGGGCAACGGUCCUGGAUUCGAAAUGCAAUAUUACUUAAAUUAGUGACAGAAGCCAUCCUUAAUGAGGAUUACCGCAUUGCAAUAUUUGUCUUUUUCCAGUUCAUUAUCUAAUGUUAAAUCAUUGUAUUUUUUUUCUUCAAUUAUAUUUAUUUUAUCUUUUCUGGGAUCUUUUGCAUGAAAAAUGUUUGCAUUUUGCUUUUCUCUGCACUUUUCUUAUGUGCAUCCUGAUGGGCCUCAUUGCGUCUGCCUCUCUUCAGGAUUAUGAUUUGCACCUAAUAGUUAUGCACCAGGGGCCAUUUGUAUGAAGUGAGGCUUAUUUAGGUCAGUCCGACUCAUUUUCAGUUUAAAAAAGUGUAACAACGACCACGACUGUGGAUUUUACUUUUUUACUGACUUUCUGAAGUGAUGCCAUAUUGUUGGACUUUAUUAACCACUAGUUGAAGUUGAUGAAUAAAUGAUACAAUAAGGAAUGCUAAGACAGACAGACAUGAUUCUAAUUAAAUGGGAUCUGAUAUCAAACGUAAAGGCUUAUAUCUAGCUUAUAUAUUAGCCUUUAUGAACUUUACCCCAAUGUCAUGAUAGUAGUCACAUCAAAAGUUAAGAGGUAUUGCAAACGUUUUAACGGUUUGUGUUCUGUUCUUACUAUUUAAAUGUAUUGGCCUAAUAUUUAAUUUGAUUUUAUCUGAUUAUUUGAUUACAAAUCUAAUCUAUGAUUACUGUUAUCUAACCACCCAAAUGCACAAAACGACAGCAAAGCGAUAUAAUUUUUAAGAGGUCUUCCUCAUGUAUUAUCUAAGGGAAUCAGUCUAAUCUCAAAUCAAAUCAAAUCAAUUUAAAAUUAGGUUAAUAAAAAAGAUAAAACAUUAAUUUGCAUGAUCAGCAAAGUCAACGUUUAUUUCUUUUGAUGCACUUGUUAAAGAUCUAGUAUUUUAUUUUGGUUUUAUUAUACGUGAAUUAGUUGGUAGCCUUGGAAAUACAGAUCAAUAUUGAGCUCUUAUUGUGUACGUAAUGAAUUGUAGUUUUGUUUUUUAAUCUUCAUUUGAAAGUCAAAUUCAAUGUUUAUCUGCAAACUGGAAUUUGUUUACAGUACGAAAGCCCUGGUUUACUAUUUGUGGUCAUUUCGGUUGUUUACCCUUUUCAGCCAUUUAAAAAAUAAAAUAAAAGCAAAAAUGUCUAUGC